Molecule: messenger RNA, 744 nt
Organism: Stylonychia lemnae
Lineage: Eukaryota; Ciliophora; Spirotrichea; Sporadotrichida; Oxytrichidae
Source: the annotation of a GenBank genome assembly
AUGAAACAAGGCAUUAAAAUUAUUGCUGAAUGCACUCUUUUAGAUUAAAAUGCUAACUAUGGAGAUAUUAAUCUAAAGAAUGUUACUCUAUAUGGAGAAAAAUUCUUGACAAUUUCAGAACCAUUGAUUUACAUAAAUAGUAUCAAUAACAUCACUGUCGACGAAUGUAGUUUCAAAUCUUACACAAAACUUGGAGAUCCAAAUUUACAUAUUUUAAUGAUUGAUUCAGUUGAUAGUUGUCAAGUCACUGAUAUCAGUGACAAAAGGAUUAGAUAUCUUAACUAUACAAAUAACUACCAGACAACUGAGACUAAAGAUUGGUAAGACUCAGUAUCUUUAGUGUCUAUUUUUAUAAGAAGGGGAGGAGAUUAAAUUAGAAACAUUGUUGAAAUAAUUGAAAACAUAACUGUUGAGAAUGCUAAAAGCAAUAGAGACUUUAUAUAAAUAGGGUCCUAUUUACCCAGUCUUACUUUGAGAAACUUCUAUUUUAAGAAUGCAGUGUUGUACUAUUAGCCUACAUAUGGUGUGGAUCCAACCUAGAAUUCUCAGACACUAGUUAAGCAUUCAACUGCUCCUUUCAAUGCCACCACAAAUAUCGUCAAUGCUCAUUUUGAAAAUAACACACUCUAUUAGAAUAAUGCUUUUUAAGCUGAUCGUUCCACUUAAUUGUUCUCUAUUAGGUUGAUUCAAAUAGUGUUUAUCUUGGGAUCUUUAAAACCUAAAGAAUAGUUAUGGAAAAUGUGA